AUGUCCGCAAUCUACCCCGCGCACCUCUCCCGCCGCCUUCUGGCCUCCGCCUGUUUCCACGGUCCGUUGACGGUUGCUUCUGCUGCCGCCAACGGGCAGUUUGCACGCGACUCGAGCGGCUGCGGCUUCUGCGCUGUGCUGAUCAUGCUCACCUCGGUCAACUAUUGGCGCCAUCCGCUGCUGGGACCGCGGAGGACCUUCGACAUGGCGUCUUCUGUCGCGUGUUUCUUCUACCAGCUCCGCGCCUCAACCUCCGCGCCGAGCGGCGCCUGCCUCGCCUACUGCGCAACCUCGGCCGGCAUCCUCGGCUGCUACGGCCUUGCGCGACACUACAUGUAUUCGCUCGGCAACAAGCCCGCUGCCUGCCGCUGGCAUCUCAUGGUGCACGGCUUCACGG
Messenger RNA from Emiliania huxleyi CCMP1516, 397 nucleotides. RefSeq lists its product as hypothetical. The transcript has a single exon. The annotation marks the transcript as partial. The record is from RefSeq and is a predicted model, not a curated record. Lineage: Eukaryota; Haptophyta; Isochrysidales; Noelaerhabdaceae.